Molecule: messenger RNA, 1260 nt
Organism: Trichophyton rubrum CBS 118892
Lineage: Eukaryota; Fungi; Ascomycota; Eurotiomycetes; Onygenales; Arthrodermataceae
Exons: 2
Coding region: 112-1260 (382 amino acids)
Biological process (GO): regulation of DNA-templated transcription
Molecular function (GO): DNA-binding transcription factor activity, RNA polymerase II-specific; zinc ion binding
Source: RefSeq, a predicted model, not a curated record
AAGCGCAGCAACAACAUCUCUAAGGAUAUUCAUUUCCUUGCUUCCAGUCCUCUCAUUACUCAACCACCCUUUUAUCUCUUACGGAGGCGAAAUUUCCAGCACUACUAACAGAUGCCUUCUGAAGGCGUCCCCAAGUGCCAGCGGUGUCGUAGGGAUCACAAGAAGUGCUCACCCGAGAACAGGCAAUGGCCAGGGACAAAGUGUGACCGUUGUGAAAACUACGGUUACGAGUGUUCCGAAAAUCUUAUGGCGCGGAGAUCGUCUCAGAAAGGAAUGGACACAUCACGGCCAGCUAACCGUCUUAUGGAGGCUUAUCCACAUAAUCGAUUCUUUGGCUGUCCCCAGGAAUUAUCGCGACCAUUACCUGUGCGCUCUCAAAUCCCAGUUGUUGGAGUAAUGAACCAGCAAACCCAUUUUCAGUCCCCUUGGGCAGGGCUAUUCGACUAUCUCAGAAAUAUCGACUGGCUAAGCUUAACUUGUUCUCCUACCCCUAUGGCUUCCAACCCCUUUUUUACAAUGUUUCGUUCGUCUAUCUGCCCAGUGCCUGAUAUUUCUGCAACACCGCUGGGCCAGCGAUUAAUGUAUCUGGAAGCAUUCGCGCAAAGUCAGAGAUACAUGCAGGACCCCUCAGUCGCUCUCUCUUCAUCUCCACUAGAGACCUCUAUUAAUCUCAUAGCUACCCGAUUACAGAGGGACUUUCCCCGGAUAGCUGGUAUGUUCAGCUUCGACGAACUUGUCGCUAUAUGUGGAAACUAUGUCCGUUACGGCUCUUACUGGAACGUGUUUCGGACUGCUCUCCAGACUGACGAAAUCCUACUUGUUGAUCCUGCAUUUUCAUUUGAUAUGGACCUGCCAAAAACUACAUUUGAGAGCGCUCAGCAAAUAUGGUUAUGUCCUGAAUUCGGACUGAAGCAGUUCUGUCAAAAGCUCUCUGGCGUCAGCCAGAUGAUUUCCGAUCUUGCUCGAACUGAUCAACAUUCAGAAGCACGGGCAUUCCUCGCAUCCAAGAUACCCGAUCGUAUCGAGGAAGUACUUGGUCCUCAGGUUACUUCUUCAACAAUACACAACUAUCCUUCCCCCUUUUUCCCUCCAGAUACGAUGACAAGUUCCCCAGUCGAAUUAACAGAUGGCGAUGUAUAUUCACCUUCCACGUCCGCGGGCGGCGAUGGGUCCGAAGACGGCUAUUCAUUAGACGGGAGGGGAUUCCAACCCAUUACGGAGAACGGCCGCUACAAUGAUGCCUGCUUUUGGGGUAAUUAA